UUGCAAAUGACAUAUGUAUAAAAAGGUGCACUUUGUGUAUCUCAAAUUGAAACAAAAUUUAUCAGUAUUUGAUUCACAUAUUUAAUAGACGCAUCAGGAAAACUGUUUCAUAGAUAAAAAUUCUAAAAUCGUAAAGACACCACUACUGACAUGAUGUGCGAUUAUUGUUCCUGGAUCAAAGAGAUCUUAGCCAGAAUUGAUGCCGAAACACAGAUUAAGAAGAAGAAAAAAAUAAUGCCGCGGGUGGCUCCAGUUAUCAUUGUUCACGGAGGUGCCGGAAAAAUUCCUCGAUACGCGCGAAAAUUUAUGCUCGACGAGGUGAAAAAUGCUGCUGUGGUAGCGUAUCACGAUCUGAUUAAAGGAUGUUGUUCGCUGGACGCAGUCGAGCGUGCAAUUUGCCACAUGGAGAGCAAAAAGUAUUUUAAUUGCGCGUAUGGAGGUUCCGUAGACGCAAACGGGGAGGUCGUGAUGGACGCUGCGAUAAUGACAAACGAUUUACGCGUGGGUUGCGUAGGCGCCGUUCGAAAUAUAGCACAUCCUAUAACGUUAGCCAAACUGGUCCUGCAACGAACAGAACAUGUGUUGAUAGUUGAAGAUGGAGCGCAAAAGUUGGCCUUGGAAUCAAAUCUUCCCAUUUUGUCACCCGGUCAACUGAUCGUAACGAUUGAUUCAAAGACAUCGUUACAUGAAGAAGAAGAUAAUGAAAAACACGACAGCUACAAGACGAAGAGAAGCAAUCCGAUGCGAAAGAAUGUAUACCGGGAUGUGUGAUCGAAAGACACAGAGAAGAGAAAAAAAGCGUUUCAGAAGUCACAAUUAUCAAAUCAGACGAAUCUCUAACCCUCGAACCUGAUAUUUUACAGACAAGUUAUAAACUUAGAACAUUUUUGUGCUAUGUUUCAUUCGAAUUGUAUGUACAAAAAUAUAUUAUUUUAUAAUUAUGCUGCACGAAUAUACGUAUCAGACAUAAUAUUGGAAAGCAUUAUUAGCUCGGUGCAGUCGGAGCAGUGGCAUAUGAUCGUAGAAAACGUCUCGCCAGCGGGACUUCGACAGCCGGAGAAAUGGGAAAGUUGUACGGAAGCGUGAGUGCAACCGGUACAGCGAUCGGUUGCGGCAUUUACGUUGAUCAAAGUGGCUCGGUGUCCGUCUCGGGUUGCGAUAAAGCUAUCUACAAAUACGCUCCAGCACAGCAAAUCCUGCGACGAUUGCGAUGCAAGACAACAUCGAUUGAUGAAGUAGUCACUACGAUAUUCCGGGAUUUCGAGGAAAAAAUGGACGUAUCUUCACCGAAACCUGACCUAGGUGUAAUCUUAGUGACCGCCGAAGGAAAACCAUUCGUGUCCUUCAAGUGUGCGCACUUUCCCUGGGCGUACUGUGACAAAGGCUACGUAUAUUAUGGAUGCGCGAGAAACGAAAGAUUUUCGGAGAAACUUGACGUCCUCGAACGUCCAUUAGACUGCAUGUGCGAAGAUUCUGAUUAGUUGAAACGUUAAGUAGAAAAUCUUAUCAAUAGCAAUCAAAGUCAGAGUCGCGAUAAACUCAAUAGAUAUAAUUCUACCAAAAAUAUUUUGCUUGUUUUGCUUCAACUUAAUUAUAUUUUUUUUACUUUCAAAGCAUAAGGAGUUUUAGAAAAAUGGAAUUUGAAGCAAUUUUCGAGCGACCUUUUUAUGACAAUGUCAGUUUUGUCUCUUUAAAUUGCUAAUAUUAAAUUAUACAAUUUUA
This is a messenger RNA of Camponotus floridanus (Florida carpenter ant), 1722 nucleotides long. Its product is annotated as isoaspartyl peptidase/L-asparaginase. The transcript is spliced from 5 exons. The record is from RefSeq and is a predicted model, not a curated record. The coding region runs from base 151 to 771 and encodes 206 amino acids. Lineage: Eukaryota; Metazoa; Arthropoda; Insecta; Hymenoptera; Formicidae. Gene Ontology annotation, molecular function: hydrolase activity.